This is a messenger RNA of Schistosoma curassoni, 2822 nucleotides long. Lineage: Eukaryota; Metazoa; Platyhelminthes; Trematoda; Strigeidida; Schistosomatidae. The record is from the annotation of a GenBank genome assembly.
AUAUCUAUGAUGGAUACAACAUAUUUAUUAGUAGUAUAUAAGUAUGAGUGUAUGUAUGCACAUAUAAGUGUAUUUGAGAGAAAAGUAGUAGAAAGUGUGCGUCAGUAUUGAAUUCAAAUAAUUUUAUAUAUUAUUAGUACUUAUUAUUAUUCAAAUCAGUUUAGUGUACGAUUACAGUUGGUGUACAAAGUUUGAAACAUUUCAAUUUAUUCGUUAUCAUUAUAAAUAACAAUAAUGGGACGAAUACAAAUUGUUUAUUCACCUGAUGAAAAUGUAUCUGGACGAACUAACCAUCCUGGUAAACAAGUAGUGGAUCCACGUACUGGUAGGGUAAUCAAAGUGAAACGAGAAACUCCAGAUGAUUACUUGAAUGUAUUAAAACCUGUCAAAGGUCCAAAGCGUAUGGAAUUUAAUCCAUAUCUUCCUAAAACACUUACUCCAAAAGGAUAUGCCAAGUAUAAACUAAUGAUGAGUGUUGCAAGUAAACAAUACGAAACAUUAGUUAAACGUUUAAAAACUGAACGAACACUUUGGGAAGAUCCUGACUUUCCAGCUAACGAUUAUGCAAUUGGGAAUAUACCAAAUUUCAGAGAGAAAAUUGAAUGGAAACGACCACAUGAAAUUAAUCCAAAUGCUAAAUUUUUUGCUGGUGGAGCAAGUCGUUUUGAUAUUGAACAAGGGGCACUUGGUGAUUGCUGGUUACUUGCAGUAGUGGCUUCCAUAUCAGGAUACCCACAGCUAUUUGAUCAAGUGGUGCCUAAAGAUCAAGAAUUAAAAGGACCAGAUUAUGUUGGUGUUAUACGUUUUCGAUUUUGGAAUUUUGGUCAUUGGGUAGAAGUACUUAUAGAUGAUCGUCUUCCAGUUCGUCAAGGACGUAAUACACUCACUUUUAUGCAUUCUAGUGAUCCUACGGAAUUUUGGUCAGCCCUGUUAGAAAAAGCUUAUGCAAAAUUGAACGGUUGUUAUGCUCAUCUGUCUGGAGGAACACAAAGUGAAGCUAUGGAAGAUUUAACUGGUGGAAUUUGUUUAUCUAUUGAACUGAACCAAAAAGAACGUCCACAAGAUCUUGUAGAACAGCUUAAAAUUUAUGCUCAACGUUGUUGCCUUAUGGGUUGUAGUAUUGAUUCGUCAGUUAUGGAACAAAAAAUGGAUAAUGGACUUAUAGCUGGUCACGCAUACAGUUUAACAGGUGUAUAUCCUGUCAACUACCGAGGUCGCACUCAAUGGUUAAUGCGUUUACGUAAUCCAUGGGGUGAUAGUCAUGAAUGGAAAGGUGCAUGGUGUGAUGGUUCACCUCAGUGGCGUGAAAUAAGUGAACAAGAAAAGAAAAAUAUUAACUUGAGCUUCACUGCAGAUGGAGAAUUUUGGAUGUCAUAUGAAGAUUUUGUUACUUGUUUUACACGAGUGGAAGUAUGUCAUUUAGGUCUUGAAAGUUUAGAGUAUAAUGAAAAUUUCCGUGGGAAAAGACGAUUAGACGAAGCUAUAUUCUCUGGUCAGUGGCAACGUAACGUUAAUGCUGGUGGUUGUAUUAAUAAUCGCUCUACCUUUUGGACGAAUCCACAAUUUCGCAUUACUGUUGAAGAUCCAGAUCCUGAUGACGAUGAUAAUAAAUGUUCAGUGCUUAUUGGUUUAAUGCAAAAAGAUAUCAGGAAGAAAGUUGGAGCAGAUUUUCAACCUAUGGGUUUUAUGGUUUAUAAUGCACCUGAUGAUUUAAACACUUUAUUAUCACGUGCACAACUUUUAACUAAAUCUCCAAUAGCUAAAUCACAAUUUAUUAAUACACGUGAAGUUACUGCACAAUUUCGUGUACCACCGGGAUCAUAUGUUAUUAUUCCAAGUACAUUCGAUCCAAAUAUUGAAGCCAAUUUCGUAUUACGUGUAUUCUCACAAACAAGUAUUACAGAACAAGAACUUGAUGAAGACAAUACUAACAAAGGUCUACCAGACGAUGUUAUUGAAGCUUUGAAAUUAGAAGAUACUUUAUUAGAUGAAGAUCAAGAAAUUGAAAAAAAAUUUAUGGCUAUCCGUGAUCCAAAAACUAAAGCUAUAAAUGCUGUUAAAUUGGGUGAACUUUUAAAUAAUAGUACAUUACAAGAUAUCCCUAACUUUCAAGGAUUUAAUAAAGAAUUAUGUCGUAGUAUGGUUGCAUCUGUAGAUAAUAACUUAACAGGUCAAGUUGAAUUAAACGAAUUUAUGGAUCUUUGGAUACAAGCUAAAGGAUGGAAACAUAUUUUCAUAAAACAUGAUGUUGAUGAAAGUGGUUAUUUCAGUGCAUAUGAAUUCCGUGAAGCAUUGAAUGAUGCAGGUUAUCAUGUGAGUAAUCGAUUAAUCAAUGCCAUUAUAAAUCGAUAUCAAGAUCCUGGAACAGAUAAAAUCAGUUUUGAAGAUUUUAUGUUAUGUAUGGUUCGACUUAAAACUGCUUUUGAAACAAUUGAAGCACAUCCAAAAAAUCUUGAAGGUACAUCACUAUUCAGUGCUGAAGAUUAUCUACGAUUUUCAGUUUAUAUUUGAUUCUGUCGAAAAAAAAAACAUUUACGGAAUUGGACGAACCCACUGACAAUUUACUUCUCACUAUCUUUUUCGUUACAAUCAUAUGUUUAUUUAUUUUUAUUCAAUUUAGAAAUCUAUAUAUUUAGACAAAGAAGCAUAUCAUGCCUUUUUGUUCAAACAAUGGAACUUUUAAUAUAACAAUAAUAAUAUAUCAUAUUAAUUUAGUUUUUACAAAUAUUAUUACCAAUAUGAUAUUUUAUACUAGUUCCAACUAGUUUUGUGAAUUCACUGUUUGGAAUUAGUUGGGGGAUCAUAUUAUGCAAUGUUUAAAC